AUGAAUGUCACUGGAUUCAAAGAAGCCAUUCUGAAAUCCAAAAGAUAUGAUGUUAUCUUCAAGCUAAAUUGUCUUUCUUUGUUUGUGAAUACGUUUUUUGAAUCACAUUCUUAUGGGACGUGCAACAUAGAUCCUGUUAGAAGAGUAGUUAGAGUUGAAGACAUCUCAUGCAUUAAUUGGUGUGCGUACUUAAAUUACUGUCUGAAGAAUACAAGAUCUCUAUGGCAUCAAGAUAAAAAGAAAUGCUAUUAUAAUGGGCCAGUGUUGUUAUUGAUGGUUGUUUUCCUAAUAAAUAAUGGUGACCAUAUGUAUGUUGUUGUUUUCAACCUAACAUAUCCACAAGUUCAUAUUAUAGACAACAUAAAAACAAAAAUUGUUAGAAGAAACGUAUGGAGUUACACCUACAUCAUUAAAAUUGUACUUCAUACGAUAUCUGGAGAAAACUACAUUUAUCGUCAAAAAAAUCAAAGGUUUGCUAUCAACAAUAGUGAAGAUGAUGAAAAUUGACUGGAACACAAAGAAGUUGACAACAGAGAAUAGAGCAUUUUUAAUGAGACAUAUGGAAAAUUAUUGUGGAGAAAAGUAAGGAAAGUGG
Lactuca saligna is the source of this 595-nucleotide messenger RNA. Lineage: Eukaryota; Viridiplantae; Streptophyta; Magnoliopsida; Asterales; Asteraceae. The record is from the annotation of a GenBank genome assembly.